Messenger RNA from Sander lucioperca (pikeperch), 1610 nucleotides. RefSeq lists its product as uncharacterized. NCBI's taxonomy places the organism in Eukaryota, Metazoa, Chordata, Actinopteri, Perciformes, Percidae. The record is from RefSeq and is a predicted model, not a curated record. The transcript is spliced from 12 exons. Bases 332 to 1441 code for a protein of 369 amino acids.
CACAACUGAUCAACCCAGAACAACUGAGGUAACAAUUGGGCCGACUGAAGGCAUCUCAACUCAUCAAUCCGAUAAAACUGAUGUAACAACUGUGCAACUAACCACAACAUCCACUAACCCACCCACUCAGCCACCAUCAACAGCCCCAACUAACCCUCCUACAAAUCCAGCAACUCAGCCAACCACUGAACCAACAGUUUCCACAGUGGAGCCAUUAAAAUGUCAGAAUGGCGGAACAUUCAAUGGAUACAACUGUACAUGUCCUAUUGGACUUAAUGGAACUGUUUGUGAAUAUGUUAUUAUUAAUGUUGAGCCAGUUUUAUUCAACAGAAUGGCAUUGGUUAAUUUGGUGAUCAACCAAGAAUAUAAUGUAAAAUAUGAGGACAAAACAUCACUUGAAUACAAAGAAUUUGUUGGGAACUUCACCAACCAGAUGGAGAAAUAUUACAUAGCAAAAAAGAUACCAAACUUUAAAGAAGUGGUGGUAAUUAGUGUCAGCCCUGGAAACCCUUUGGUCAGAUUCUCAAAUAACACUGUGGAUGAGAUAAGAUUAUGGGAUGAAGCCAUGGCGAUCUACAGUAUUACACCAAGAGCAAAAGGGGUUAAUGUCACACAUUAUGUGGGUCUGGCGAUUCCAAAUAAUGCUAGUGCUGAACAACUAUAUAAGGAAGAUGUUGAAGCAAUUAAGCAGGCUGUUGAUGGCCUUCUUAGCUGCACAGGAGAAUGUCCUGAUUUCAACGUCACUGCUCCACCCACAGUGAUUACAACAGAGGCUGAUUUGGGAUCGAUCUGUGAACAGUUUGUUAAUGAAUCAGGCGUUUCUGUAUACUACCAACCUGUGCACAUUGAUGGAAAGAUAACAUGUGUGACUGUAUGCCACAGUCAACAUUCACAUCAUAAAAGAUGCUACAACAGGGGACUCUGCAUAGUGUACAAAGUCACUGGACCUCUUUGCAAGUGUCAUAACGUGGCUGAGACUUGGUACUUGAAUGAGGACUGUAGCCUACCUAUACAGAGGACUGCUUUCUAUGCAGGGUUAAGUGGGACCCUUGCUUGUCUGUUAGUGAUAGUGGGAGUCUUGGCUGCAUUCUUACUGAGGAACCAACGAAGACAAAAGAGGAGAAGAGACAUUAAAGAGCAGCUGGUGAACGAAUGGCUGAAUGAGGACUUUGAGUGGCCCAGAUCCAGCACUGCCAUUCACAAUGCUGGAGAUCUCCACAACCUUGUUUACACACAUGAAGACUCUGGACCGUCUUUGGAUACUGACGACAGACUGCCGAGCUCAUCCGCGAGUAUUUACGGGCUGGACACUGAGUACCAGCUGUCAGAUACACCAUACAGACACAAUACUCCAACUACUAAUACUCUCUCAUUUUCUAAUGCUGGACACCUACAAUCUGCCAGCCUGCCUCAACCUCAGAGACACUUCUCAUCCAACUAGCUGAUGAGGAUCAGCAGGCCUCAGAUGAAGACAUCCCAGGAUGACUGAGCCCUAACUCUGCAUCAUUAUGGACAAAGUCUCCGUUCGUCUGUCAAACUAUUGACUCUGUCACUUGCUCUUUUUUUUUAUGGCUUUCUGAAUAUAAUAUAUACGUAUCUAUAUGUACUGG